Molecule: messenger RNA, 3834 nt
Organism: Schizosaccharomyces cryophilus OY26
Lineage: Eukaryota; Fungi; Ascomycota; Schizosaccharomycetes; Schizosaccharomycetales; Schizosaccharomycetaceae
Product: cell polarity factor Rax2
Exons: 1
Coding region: 230-3694 (1154 amino acids)
Biological process (GO): positive regulation of establishment of bipolar cell polarity regulating cell shape
Cellular component (GO): plasma membrane of growing cell tip
Source: RefSeq, a predicted model, not a curated record
AUGACUUUUACCGUUAACAACUACCGGAAGUUUCAUUAAGGAUAGCAGCAUAUUUACGGGGUGUUAGCCCUUAAUCGUCUCUUUCCUUUCUCUCUUUUUUUGGUUUUUUUUUUUUUCCUUCUUUUGUAUACUAUAACGUCUAUGUUUUAUUGCAUUUCGCGAAACUGCAGUAGAAUGAAGAUAGCAAAUUAGACACCUUUUUUUUUUCGUCUUUCUUUUAUUUGCAUCAAUGAUUAUGGGAAUUGCAUAUUCACAAUUACAAUUGCGUUUUCAUAUUCUUUUUGCUUUUGUUUUGGUCUUUCUUUAUUAUGUUUUCCCAGUUGUUUCUUAUGAUGUUUCUUUCUUAGGUCCUUUUGUGGGAUUCAACUAUUUGUCAGAGCCUAUUGUUUCUGCUAAUACCUCAUAUCAAUUAUAUAAACAGUAUAGGAAUGGGUCGUGGACUCUAAUAUCUUUACCACUUCCUUCUUUCAACGAUUUUUGCUUUACCACUAUUCCCGAUGACAAUAAAUCCUACCUGCCCAUUUUUGACCGAUUGAAUUCUUCUAUAACUGUCCACGAAUUAUUUUCCAAUACUUCUUAUGAGCUCAAUUCGCAUAAUCAUUCAUCUACCUCUUCUCAUUUGCAUUCUAUUUUUUGUGAUGAUUAUUCCCCUUUUCUUUACGGUUUAGUUAAUGCAUCAAAUCUGUCUACUACCAUUACUGAACUUUACCGGUGGAAUUUAACAGAUCCGUUUUCUGCUGCUGAAUAUGUAUAUUCUUUUAAUGGUAACGUCUCUUCCGUUCUGCCAACAGCGAGCGAUGAAAUUGCUGUUUACGGGAAUUUUACACGUAGUACACCCUUUAUACCUACUGAUCAGAUCCAAAUUGCAAAGGUUGGUUUUCGUUCUUCUACUUUAUUAUCCGAAAGCUCUACCAGUACUUCUGUCAUGGAUUUAUCUUGUUAUUCAGACAAUUCUUUGUUUAUUUGGGAUGUGUCUUAUCCAAAUUCGGUGUCUCUUAAUUCUUGGGCCCUUUACCAAAUUGAAUUUUAUUCCAUCCGAAUCUUUACUGACGAUAUAGUUUCCUUUUCAGCCACCUCGUUUCAUUUGACUAAUUCAUAUGAUAAACCUGUACCUUUGACAUACAAACCCGCUGAUAAUUCUAGCUUUAUAAGCUGUAGUUUCAAUUGUUCCCUAGAUUCAUCGAAACAAUACCACGAUUUCUAUUUUCCUGAAGGUUGGACCGAUUAUGAAGUAAAUGUGCAUCUUUACAAUGAUGCUCCUGGUGCCGAUUUAGUCGCUGUUAAGGGUAUUCAAUUUUUUCAAAAGAACGCCGUCUCUUAUUUUGAUAAUUCCUUUAAUCAAGAUGCCUGUCAAUUCCCUGGUUACAAUUCUCUUUCAAAGCAUACCGGGAUUUGGAAACCUUCUACGCAGAAUGCUUCUAUGCCUUAUUGGAUUUCAUCUCCUUCUUUGGAAAAUGCUACCGCUACAUUCAUACCAAAUAUAACGUACUCAUCAAAUGUUUCAUUGGAUUUAAUGGUCCCUGGUUGUCAUUACGAUGAUACUUGUUCUUAUCGAAAUGAUGCGGUUGUUAAAGUUCAUUACGCUGAGAAUGCGUCUCCAAGCCAGAAGGUGAUCUCUCAGCGGUAUUCUUAUAAUAAGUAUAUCAGAGUAUACAGUGGUUUUGUGCAAGGGUCUUCUUCUUCCUUUCGACCUUAUGUGGAAAUUCUGCCUUUCAAUAAUAGUAGCUUGGUUGCUCAUUCUCUCCGUUGUGAAGAAAAUAUAUGGGACGAAACUAGUAAGGGUCUUGUUUUUCUGUCAUUUUCUCAUCCGAAUAAUUCUAUGAGACCAAGCAACAUAUUCACUACUGAUGAUAUUUCAAGCGAGUUUGUGAACGCAGUUCAAAAUUGCUCUUUAGGUAUAUGUAUUGGUGGUGACUUUAAUUCGAAAUAUGGAAGGAAUCUAAUAUAUAUAAAUUCGUCUAAAGUACCCAAGUCGUUUCCAGGCUGGGGCAUGGACGGAGCGGUUACGGAUAUACUUGACUAUGGAGGUGUAAUGUAUAUAUCUGGUUUAUUUCAAUCACUUAGCGAUCAAAGUCAAGUUUUGAAUUAUGUUGCUCAGUUCAAUAACGGUAUUUGGGAACCUCUUGGUUUUGGCACUAAUGGUGCUGUUAGACGCAUACGCACUAGUAUCCUUUAUGAGUUGGGACAACCUGUUACAUAUAUUUCUUUUCAAGGUAAUUUUAAUACUGUUUACAACAAGGAUAACACGACAUUAACGGUGGAUGGGUAUGCUUUGUGGAAUCCUUCGUCGCAAAGCUGGCUGGGAAACACUGACCUGAAUCCGUAUUUCUCUGGAACUCUUCAAAGUAUUGCUACAAAAAAUGAUUCAACGAUAAGAUUAGGAAAAUUAAAUGCGCUUGCUGAUUACUCAACGAAUAGUAUCAUGUACUUUUCGACUCCUAAAGCCGCUACUUCUUUUGUUCCUGAUUAUCUGCGCUAUAUCCCUUCAGAUUUGCACCUUCAAUCGGUCACAAAUUUUUUUCAAAACACUUCAAUGGUUAUUUUGGCGACCAUAAACCAAAGCACUCAAGAUAAUACAAUUUCAAAAAUUUAUAUGCUUAACAAGACUGGUGUUUCAUUCCCAAAACAAAUUUUGGAAUCAAAUGAGUCAAUUUCAAAAGUUACUGCUAUUGCAGAUGAACUUUACAUUUUAUUUGGUGACUAUAAGGAUCCUUACCUUGAAAAUGGCCAUUAUCGCGUUUUCAAUGCUACCGCUAAUACGCUUGUAAAUACCACGUAUCUAACCAAACUUCGUGGUAAAAUUGAUACCAUUUUACCAUCUUAUACCCAAUGUUCUUUUACUCUUUUUGGAGGAAAUAUAAGUACUCUUGACAAUAGUUGUCAGGGACUAUGUCAUCUAAACUCCGUCCAAAAAACGUGGCAGCAAGUACAAUACAAUUACAGCCGUGGUAUUGUACACAGCAUGGAAUAUAUGAACGAUGAACACACUAAGCUUUUAGUCGGCGGAGACUUUUCUUUUGAAGAUGGAAGAAAAGAAUAUUUGAUGAUUUAUGAUACUGAAACUCAAACUCUGUUUCCUUUUUCAAAAGAUCUUUCUAUUUUGGGCCCAGUAUAUUACACAGCUAGAUAUCCCACCAGUGCAUCCUUCAAUACUUCCUCAUUUCUGUUAUACGGGUAUAGCACUAGGCCCAACGUUCCCUACUUUAUUAGUUUAGAGGGGAGUGAAAUCGAAGAUAUUUCCAAUGGACUAUCAUUGAAUCAAUCAAAAAUAAAGUCUUUGGGUGUAUUCGACGUUAAUGCAUUUCCUGAUGUCCCAAUGAAUGGAUCAGUUGCUGUCGUAUCAGGACUGCUUACUUUAGAAAACCAAAAUAGGGUUUCUGCUGCUUAUUUAUUCAAUAAUACCUGGUUUCCAUUGUUGACAGCUGUUGAUGGAAAUGGCGAUGUACAAUGUAUUGAUGAUGUUGUUGUACAGUUUUCAACAUUACCUACUAUUCGAACAGUACAUCCUCCGAGACCCGACAAAAGUGUCAAAAGCACGCGCCACGUUGUAAUCAUCAGUCUCUGUCUUAGCAUGGUUGUAAUGUUUUCCAUAAUGUUAAUAGCUACUAUGUUUGAGAUGGUCUUUUGCUUUUUGCAUCCACACCCUUUAGCUGUUGGUGAUUAUGCUAAUUAUAUUCAGUUCGAGGAAUCAUAAACCCAUGAAAAGUUUAUGAGUCAACUGUAAUUCAUAUAUUUUGUUAAUUUUACUUGUUUCGUACUAAAUUCGUUCUUUUGGUUAAAUUAAUUCGCUUCUUUUUUCGUUCAUUUGAAAGGUUGAUUUUUGUUCAUAAGAUG